GACAGCUUCACUCACUGCGCUCACAUCCAUCACCUAUAUUGAGGACCCGUGUGGCACCCCAUCCGACCUCAGCAACUCCCACGGGCCAUAUUCUAGCGCGACACAGACUAUGACGCGCUCUUCCUUCAGACAGGCUAUUGGGUCACUGGCCCUGCUGCUGCUGCUCCUGGCCGUGGUCGUGUCAGCAGAGGCCGUCAAGCAUGAAGAGCAGCACGCGAGCAGCGGCCCGUCAAUGAGCCUCGAUGAGCUCGAGGCAAAGCUUCAGACCUGCGCUGUCGUCCAGGACCUCAAUGCCCAGAAACUCGCCGCCUCGGCCGACUCGUCAUCCUCGAGCUUCGUGUCCCGCGCCUUCGCCGUCCUCUUCCCCGGCAGCCCGGCCGUCAAUGCGAUCCUCGCCACCUUGUACAUCUCGGGCCCGCCCAAUUUUCUCCUCGCGCUGUGCCCACCCAACAUCGACCCCUCGUCGCUGGGCAUCAUGGUCGCCUUCGCCGUCGGCGGCCUGCUCGGCGACACGCUGUUCCACCUGCUCCCCGAGAUCUUCCUCGGCGAGGACAGCCACGACUCGGUCAAGCUAGUGCUCGUCGAGCCCAACCGCAACUUGUUGCUCGGCGUCGCAAUCAUGGUCGGGUUCAUGACGUUCGUGGCCAUGGACAAGGGCCUGAGGAUCGCCACGGGCGGGGCGGGGGGCCAUGAUCACGGACACUCGCAUGGGCACGCUCACAAUGAUGACUCGGCGAGCGCGACGGCCUCGGGGGUCGAGAGCUCUGACGCGGCGGGCGUCAAGUCCCGCAAGAAGGCCGACGCCGCAAAGAGUGGUGUCGAGACGACAGAGGUCGUCAACGCCGCAGGCGAGAAGGAGAUGAACCCCAGCGUGAAGCUCGGCGGAUAUCUCAACCUGAUCGCCGACUUUACGCACAACAUCACCGACGGCCUCGCCAUGUCCGCCUCGUUCUACGCCUCGCCCACCAUCGGCGCCACGACCACCGUGGCCGUCUUCUUCCACGAGAUCCCGCACGAGGUCGGCGAUUUCGCGCUGCUCGUGCAGUCGGGCUUCUCCAAGCGCGCCGCCAUGGGCGCCCAGUUCGUCACCGCGCUGGGCGCGCUGCUCGGCACGCUCAUCGGCAUCGCCGUGCAGGAGCUCGGCGGCAACAGCAAGACCGCGGCGGCCGGCGCGGCCCCGAUGGGCAUGACCGAGGGCCUGUGGGGCACGAGCCUGACCUGGGGCGACAUGCUGCUGCCCUUCACGGCCGGCACGUUCCUGUACGUCGGCACCGUGUCGGUCAUCCCGGAGCUGCUCGAGACGGGGCCCAACAAGGCCCUCGAGCUGCGCAAGAUGGUGCAGCAGUUUGCCGCGGUCGCUGUCGGCGCGGGCAUCAUGCUGUACAUAUCAUGGGAUUAGAGAACCCCGUGUGUGUGUGUGUGUGUGCUUUUGUGAAGACCGGCCAUGCUACGCUGUAGAUCAAUAGAGCAUGGAUAUGGAUGCCAGGAUAGAGAUAGACUGGCACGGUGCUGGAAAGGAUGUCCCACGCUGUUGUUUUUAUGUGGCGGCUAGGCGAGCUGGGGAGGAGCUGCUCGGGCCAGACAGACGGCGCAUUGUAAGAAUACGUAUAUACUCCAGCAUCACUUAGACGACUGGUAGCGUCCAAAAGGAGACUUUGUACAAGCAAGCAUGUAUAGCACAUCAAUACAUGCAACCGUCAUACACACAUGGACGGCACAACACACGUUUUGCAUCACAUCACCG
This is a messenger RNA of Microdochium trichocladiopsis, 1744 nucleotides long. Its product is annotated as ZIP zinc transporter-domain-containing protein. The record is from RefSeq and is a predicted model, not a curated record. Gene Ontology annotation, biological process: zinc ion transmembrane transport; intracellular zinc ion homeostasis. Gene Ontology annotation, molecular function: zinc ion transmembrane transporter activity. Gene Ontology annotation, cellular component: membrane. The transcript has 3 exons. Bases 110 to 1399 code for a protein of 429 amino acids. Lineage: Eukaryota; Fungi; Ascomycota; Sordariomycetes; Xylariales; Microdochiaceae.